Molecule: messenger RNA, 2750 nt
Organism: Topomyia yanbarensis
Lineage: Eukaryota; Metazoa; Arthropoda; Insecta; Diptera; Culicidae
Exons: 5
Coding region: 1207-2019 (270 amino acids)
Source: RefSeq, a predicted model, not a curated record
GAAAUCAGUUGAUCGCAGAACGCGAACGUGUCGAGAAACGUUGUCGUCGCCGUCGUCGAGUCGGUGAUGGUGUUGGCGCAAUACGCUAAAACCCGCCUUCGAUAUUUGUUUGUAAUCACGCGUGUUCCGUUUUUUUUGUACGCCCUCGAUGAUUUCCUCUGGCUGCUAUCAAAUUGCAUUGCGAGUUGCAGUAUGCUUCGGCUCGUAGCGAGUGCGUACAUACCUGAAAGACGCAGGUGGCAUUUUGUGUAGGUUAAUUGAUCUUGUGUGACGAUCAGCAAACGGUGAUUCUAAUUUUACAACUGCCAUUCAGAAGGAAAAAAAAGUGCACAUCGGUCAAGGUUAUAGUUGCAGUGUGCGAAAUCAAAACAGAGCCAAGUGAGAAUAGGAAAAAAAGAAACAAGGAAGAUCAAGUGCAUAUUUCGUAACGCAGUCUGUUGGGAAUUAAAAAUAGACGCAGAAUACGGAGCGAGAGAAACAAAACAAGCAACGUUAUCUGUUCGAAUACACGUUAGCGCAUUGACUAUUGCGCACCUCGCAAAAUGUGUUGAGAUCGCCGCUGUAUCCACCAGCAGAAGUUAUUACACGUCUUUUUCCAGAUAAGACCUUUCUAGGAUAGACACACAGAGCGCCCGACUCUACCCUUCACCCCGUUCCGGGAGGAGAAAUGCUUAUUCUGCACCUGCCUGACUGGAGUCUCGCACACACCGCCUCAGAGUCACUUGAGCUUGCACUUCGGACGGCUCGUCGCGAACAACAACCGUUAUCUCGAAUAUCGGCCAUCGGGUUAAUUUCAGCAGAAGCAAGCAAAAACAAUCACUCCAACAACGGCUCCCGAUAUCAGUUUAUCUUUACAAGCCGGACCCCCGGUUUCUAAGCUCUGUGAUCAACGAUCGGCGAAGUGUGCUAUAAUUGGUGAAUACUGUAGUCAAUUGCCUCAUCGAAAGCCAAUCAACUCAUAUACUACCGGGUGGCAGUAAAAUUUAAUCGAGUGUAGAUGUGAUUGUUUGUACCCACCCGUGCCUUCACUACUAGCAGCAAAACCGGAUUAGUGCGUGCCCUCCCCGCGCCAAGCAGGUUAAUGAUCUAGGCGCCUGACACGUGCCGUAUUUGAAGUAAUUACCAGUGAAGUCAGAAGCAGGCCGAACACGAGCCCGCUCUUGAUCGGUCACCAUUGUGCUAUCCACUUCCAACGAUUUGAUCAGCAUGUCGAUGAUGGGCGAUAUGGUUCAAAGAACUAGAACGAUGUACGUGAGCAACAAUCCACCGGUGGUGGCGACAGUCAUGUCCUUGGAGGAAUCCCGCCGGACACAACGCCCCUACCGGUAUGGAAUGAUACUGCUGUGCGUGGGUGCCCUAGUCAACUGGCUCGGACUGGCCGAGAACUAUUCGGAACCGAUUCGGUACACCGGAGUGGCGUGUAUUCUUGCAGGAGCGUGUUUGAUUUGUACGGCCAUGUGCUGCUGGUUGCAUACGCCCAAUCGAAGUGGAUCUGCAAACGAGAACGACGAUCCAGUGCACGUGAUAAGUUCAGCCGAAGAACGCCGGUGCGAGAAACCACCCGACUAUGACAGCGUUGCGGUUGCGCCUCCCAGCUAUGACGACGCCAUCAAACUAGACCCGUCAGCCCUGCUACACCUGUCCCUGAUGGUGACGAUGGAGAAUAACAGUACCUCCUCUGAUAGCAAUAUAAAUAGCAAUUUAGCAACUACUACUGCCGCCAGCAAUACUACAACUACCACUACUACUACUACCACUAGUUCUACGUCAUCAGCGACGGUUAACUUCCCCAGCGUGCACACGCGAUCGCGGGAUAGUCACAGUACUGCCUCAGACAGUACCCGUUGCCAUCCAGCGGUGGCAGCGACUAACUUCGGUGUAGAGAACGAGAUACGGCGGGAAAUCCCACCUCGCUACGAAGCCAUCGGCUCACAAGCUAGUGCUCCUCCUCAUCCUGCCAUCGUGGCUGCAAUACCUUUCGGAACGAGUCCAGGAAUGGCGGUACUCCGAAGUGACUGAUGUGUGGGAAAUGUCUGCAGUGAUCCCGCGGGAAUCCCAUUCCAGUAGUCGUCGAUCCGGAGUGAACUCAACGUUAUUUGUAUUUUCCAAUGUUUUUUUUUACGAUACCGAUUAAAUUUAGUCCUCAGCUGGAUCCACUUAGGCCAAGUGGGUGACAGUGAUCGCAAGGCUGUGCUCAACUUGUGUAAUGUUUGUACUUACUUUGUAAGAUGAUACACACAAAAAAAGUCUCAAGUCACUUGUAGAAUAUUUUAUAUAGAAGUAAGAUUUGUCGAAACUUGAUUAGGCUAGUGGAUAGUUUGUAUUUUUCCCCGUGCGUUUGCACCAGUAUUAAGAAGGAAUAGGCAGAAAAGCAUGCGCGAACAACGAGAAAUAGGCAGCAGCAGUUCGCGUCGAGCUUGGUCGGAUCGAGUAGGAAAGGUGCUAAUUUGCAAUGCUAAUUGCUGUAUCAGAUAUCUGCCAAAGGCAGGACCACCAGACGAUGUAACGACUAAACAGUAUGAUCACAACAGGCGCGUACAGAAGUGUAAAUCUCAAUUAUAAGGUUUCAGUCAAUCGGAUGAUCCCACGUAUUUCGUGUAGUUGCAGUUAGAUAAGCAAGAAUGAUGCCUGCCGUGAAUCAGCGAAGACGAUUGUCGCGACCUUACAGCAAACAUGAGAAAAUGUUUGCCGAAUAUGUGAAAUUUCUGGGCAUCAUAUAUCGAUUAAUGUUAAAUAUAUAAAUCAUUACA